Molecule: messenger RNA, 2229 nt
Organism: Exophiala oligosperma
Lineage: Eukaryota; Fungi; Ascomycota; Eurotiomycetes; Chaetothyriales; Herpotrichiellaceae
Exons: 1
Coding region: 1-2229 (742 amino acids)
Biological process (GO): DNA replication initiation; mitotic DNA replication checkpoint signaling
Cellular component (GO): nuclear origin of replication recognition complex
Molecular function (GO): ATP hydrolysis activity; chromatin binding; DNA replication origin binding
Source: RefSeq, a predicted model, not a curated record
AUGCAAAGGCAAAAGAAAUAUGCCACCAAAGGUGGCCUUCACCGAGAAGAUUCAGAUGACGAGCUUGGAUACGAGGAUCACCCCUGGGAUUGGGUGUACAAAGAUGAAGGGGCCACCUACUUGUCCGAUGAGGAGAAAACGCCCUCGAAGAAACGCAAGUUAGAUGCUCUCUCUGGGCCGGCUAAGAAACGACAAAUUGUUGGUGCGCAGAUGGGCUCAUUUUCAGUCAAAGUGGGAGAUCCGAUCUUGUUAAAGUCCCCCGAACAAGGCAAAGACUGGGUUGGCCUCAUUUGUGCCUUCUCAGAGACCAACGAGGACGGCGAAUACGAAAUGUCUGUCUACAUUCAAUGGUUCUGUACUCCUGAAGAGCUGGCCUUCGGAAAGCGAUCGAAGAUCCGGCCUGAUGUGCUGCCUAAUGAAUCCUAUAUCACAACCGAUUUUAAUAUGAACCCCCUGACGGCAAUCAAUGGCAAAGCAACAGUUCUGUCAAAGGAUGCGUUUUUUCAAAAGUACCCUGGUGGACAACCUCCGAAAUCGAAAUCAGCCGCCAACAAAUAUUCCAAAACCAUCUUAUGCCGAAGAGGGGUUAAACAGCGAACGCUUCAAUUUACGGAAGAUUUCGUCUGGGAUGAGAUUUAUAAAAGUCCUGAAAAUUUGCUCGACCUGAUUGAUUGGAUAAAGGAACAGACAAAAGUCAACAAAAGACGGGCAGCCGCUAAACAGGAAGAUCUUGAGUACAACCAGAAAGCGGAGGUCGUAGAAGACGAGCCAAAGACACCCAGCAAACGUCGGAAAACGACUUCUACAGUUGCAACUCCACGUUCUGUCAAAACGUCCAAGUACACUACGCCAACUCACAAACGAAUCAUGAUUAAAAAGCCGAUCGAGAUAACGCCUCUUGGUACACGAGUCCUUUCUCCCUCGCAGUACAUGGCGACCCCUUACUCACACGCACGAACUACUUUGCAUGUCUCUGCUGUUCCAACGUCGCUACCAUGUCGAUCCAACGAGUUCAACACAGUCUACUCGCAUUUGUACUCGGCGAUUGUGGACGGCUCAGGCGGCUGCAUCUAUAUCUCAGGCACACCAGGCACUGGCAAGACGGCCACCGUCAGAGAUGUAGUCACUUCUCUUCACCAGGCUGUUUUGAACGACGAGCUGGAUGACUUCAAUUUCGUCGAGAUCAAUGGCAUGAAAGUCACCGAACCACACCAGUCCUACUCGCUGUUAUGGGAGGCUCUGAAAGGGGAUCGUGUCAGUCCUAACCACGCCCUGAGCCUUUUGGAACAAGAGUUCUCCCAUCCAUCUCCCCGCCGCAUUCCAUGUGUCGUCCUCAUGGACGAGCUUGACCAACUUGUGACACGGAACCAAAGUGUCAUGUACAAUUUCUUCAACUGGCCAGCGAUGCGGCAUUCAAAGCUGAUUGUCCUUGCAGUAGCCAAUACUAUGGAUUUGCCAGAACGGACACUUUCGAACAAGAUCAGCUCACGGUUAGGAUUGACCAGGAUCACGUUUCCAGGUUACAAUCACACACAGCUGAUGGAAAUUAUCUCAUCAAGAUUAGAAGGCGUGCCCGGAAACAUCGUGGACAAAGAUGCCGUACAAUUUGCCAGUCAGAAGGUGGCUGCUGUGUCUGGUGACGCACGUCGGGCACUGGAUAUUUGUCGACGCGCAGUUGAGAUUGCAGAGAACACAUAUGAGAAGAACAGCAAUGAAAUGUCUGCAGGGACGCCCAGUCGGAAGGGUAAGAGUCAGCCGGACUCUAAUGGGAUUAAGCCAAUGGCCCGCGUGACGAUUGCCACCAUCAGGCAGGCUAUCAACGAAGCGACUUCGUCGCCUGUCGCCCAACAUUUGCGGUCUCUCCCCCUCGCAUCCAAGCUCUUCUUAGCUGCCUUGUUGGCACGAUCGCGUCGUACAGGUGUGGCUGAAUCAACCCUGGGUGACGUUGUCAUCGAGGCCAAACGCAUUGCCGAUGUAGCUGAGAACAGUACCAUUCAUGACUUCCUUCUUGUUGAUAACAAGGUCGGGAAAGCAGCCUCUUCUCCGAUUCCUCGGAUCAUUGCGCUGGGUGCUGCUGCAAUGGACUUGGUCGAAGCUGGUGUUAUUGCCAUGGAAUCCAGAAACAAAGGUGAACGUGCGGGCAAGAUCAGAUUCAAGAUUGGCGAAGAAGAAGUGAAAAGCGCUUUGAUGGGAGAUGCAGAGGCCAUGGGCCUCGGAUUCAACGGAUGA